AUGGCGGCACGGUGGGCUUUGCUCUUUGUCUCUGUCCUAGCUUUCCUCACAGGAUGUUCGAACGCCGCGGAUUUCACAUUGCAUAACCGAUGCAGCCAAACCAUAUGGCCCGGAAUCUUGACCGGCGCCGGAAAACCUCAGCUCCAGAUAAAUGGCAGUCUGGAGCUGGAGCCUAGCAAAUCGACCAGCCUCCAGAUAAAUGGCAGUCUGGAGCUGGAGCCUGGCAAAUCGACCAGCGUUUCUGCCCCAAUUGGGUGGUCGGGCCGCUUCUGGGCCCGCACGGGCUGCAGCUUCGAUAAUUCGGGCCAAACCGGGAACUGCAUCACCGGGGACUGUGGGGGCCGUCUCAAGUGCGAGGGCAUCGGGGGAGCUCCGCCGGUGUCCCUGGCGGAGUUCACUCUCGACAGCCCGCAGGACUUUUACGACGUGAGCCUCGUUGACGGAUUUAAUCUGCCCGUUUCCAUAAUACCGUCGGGCAGGUCGGGUAAUUGUCCGCCGAUCAACUGUAGGUCAAACUUGAACACCAAUUGCCCGCCAAAUUUGCGGGAAUACAGUAGUGGCGGGCAGGUGGUGGGCUGUAAAAGCGCGUGCUUGGCUUUAGGGGGGGAUCAGUAUUGCUGUACGGGAAAGUACAACAAUGCCCAAGUGUGUACGGCCACCGAUUAUUCGAGGUAUUUCAAGGCGGGUUGCCCCACGGCUUAUAGCUACCCUUACGAUGACCACACCAGUCUUUUUACGUGCAAGGGAGCUCAUUAUUCUAUCAUAUUUUGUUAG
Messenger RNA from Striga hermonthica, 774 nucleotides. NCBI's taxonomy places the organism in Eukaryota, Viridiplantae, Streptophyta, Magnoliopsida, Lamiales, Orobanchaceae. The record is from the annotation of a GenBank genome assembly.